Molecule: messenger RNA, 957 nt
Organism: Pelobates cultripes (western spadefoot toad)
Lineage: Eukaryota; Metazoa; Chordata; Amphibia; Anura; Pelobatidae
Source: the annotation of a GenBank genome assembly
AUGGGAAGAGACCUUCACACCAAUGUGACAGAGUUUAUCUUCCUGGGAUUUUCUGAUUUAUCUAGUUCACUCCAGUCCAUUCUUUUUAGUUUUUUCCUCUUUGGCUAUAUCCUUACAUUACUAGGAAAUGGUCUAAUCAUCCUGACUGUUACAUCUGACCCCGUGCUUCAUACCCCUAUGUAUUUCUUUCUGAGGAACCUAUCACUGCUUGAGCUGAUCUAUACCACAGUCACCAUUCCCAAAGUACUUGAAGAUUUCUCGUCUAAGAAGAGGUCCAUCUCCUUUACUGGUUGUGCUGUUCAGAUGUUUAUUUUCUUCGCUGCAGGAGUUUCAGAAUGUGUUUUCCUUGCAGUGAUGGCCUUUGAUCGAUAUGUGGCUAUCUGCCACCCUCUAAGGUAUAUGUCUGUUAUGAACAGAACCUUGUGUUACAAACUGACUGUCGGAUCAUGGGCGAUGGGAGUUUUUGAGUCUUUGAGAGAUACAACCUUCAUCUUCACUUUGCCUUAUUGUAAUUCUAACUACUUAAAUCAUUUCUUCUGUGAUAUCCCCCCACUGCUCAGCCUGGCUUGUACCAACACAUUCAUCAAUGAACUCUCUGUCUUUAUGGCUUGUCUUGUGGGGGCCACAAUCCCAUUUCUUCUCAUUCUUUGUUCAUAUAUCAACAUUCUGUCAUCUAUAAUGCGGAUACACUCAGCAGAGGGUCGUCAUAAGGCAUUAUCCACGUGUGGAUCUCAUCUGACCUCUGUUAUUUUAUUCUAUGGAGCGGCCAUGUUUAUGUAUUUACGUUUAGGGACCCAGGGUUCGACUGGCAAUGAUAGAAUGAUAGCUCUUUUCUACUGUAUGGUAAUUCCUGCCAUUAAUCCCCUGAUCUACAGCCUACGAAACAAAGACAUGAAGACAGCUCUACUAGAGCUAACAUUGCAGACUGUGAAUAGAUCCAAAAGACAAACUUUCUGA